Nicotiana tabacum (common tobacco) is the source of this 1230-nucleotide messenger RNA. NCBI's taxonomy places the organism in Eukaryota, Viridiplantae, Streptophyta, Magnoliopsida, Solanales, Solanaceae. The record is from RefSeq and is a predicted model, not a curated record.
AUGCGUAAGUUUUUCCCCAUUCCUCGUCCCUUAAAACUAGUUUCUGCUACUUCCUUCAAAUCCUUCAAUUCAACUCCAUUUCUACACCAACAAGAACAAAUCACUACUACUACAACAACAACCAAUGAGAAAAAUCCCACAAAUUCCUCAUCCCAAAAUCUUGAAGAACAACUUCGUAAACUCCGAAUUUUGCUACAACAACAUCGUACUGAAACUGCAAAGUCAAUCUUGGCUACCCUUAUUCACAAAAACUCAGUUUCACAACUCUAUACUCUUUUUUCACCUUCCCCUACAAAACCCAUUUUUUCGAACUUGCUAUUAUCACUUUAUUCAGAGUCAAAACUCAUCAAUGAAGCUAAAGAACUUUACUUUAUGAUAAGGGAAGACAAAAAGUUUCCAUCUUUAUCAGCUUUUAAUGUGUUUCUUGAAUCUUUGAAUAGUUUGAGACAUUACAAAGUGACCCUUGAAGUUUUUGAUGAUGUAGUGAGUUGGGGUAUAAGGGUUGAUAGGUUUAGUUAUGGUAAAGCUAUUCAAUCAGCUGUGAAAUUGGGGGAUUUAGGUAAAGCUUUGGAGUUAUUGAAUUGUAUGAGAAAGGAUAAGUUGAGUUUAAAUGAGUUUGUGUAUAAUGUAGUGAUGGGUGGGUUGUGUAAAGAGAGGAGAGUUGGGGAAGCGCAGAAACUGUUUGAUGAAAUGCUUGAGAGAAGAGUCGCACCAAGUAAGGUGACUUAUAAUAUUCUUAUGGAUGGGUAUUGUAAAACGGGGAAGUUGGAAGAGGCUUUUAAGUUGAGAGAAAAGAUGAAGAAUGAUAAUGUGGAGCCGAAUAUUGUGACGUUUAAUACGUUGCUUAGUGGGCUUUGUAAGUUGGGGAAGAUGGAGGAGGCUAAUUGUGUUGUGGAGGAAAUGAAGGGUUAUGGAUUUGUACCUGAUGGGUUUACUUAUAGUAUACUUUUCGAUGGGCAUUCACGACAUGAUGAUGUUAGUUCUUUGUUGGUGUUGUAUGAAGAAGCGGUUAAGAAAGGGGUACAUAUGAAUGAGUACACGAGUAGCGUUUUGUUGAAUGGCUUGUGCAAGAAAGGGAAGACAAAUAAGGCUGCAGAGAUUUUGAAGAAGUUGAUGGAAAAUGGGCUUACUCCUACUGAGGUUUUGUUUAAUACCAUUUUGAGUGGCUAUUGCAAAGAAGGCAAUAUGGAGAAGGCUUAUUCAACUAUUGACGAAAUGGAAAUUUCCGGG